AUGUUACUUAUGUCACCGCCAUCAAUGCUGCACCCAAAGCCAAAGGCAGUCUUUGGCCUCUACGGCAUUGGUGGUCAGCUGAUCUCUUCUCGUUAUUAUUCGGUCAAGUGGCCCAUAACAGCCAAUGUUGCCGACUUUCAACAUUAUCUCAAUUCGACUGACGAAGAUGGCGAUAUUCCUUCUCCGGUCAGCGGUGUUCCUCUUACCUGGCCAAUUCCUGAGGAAGGUGAAAAGGCUCGAACAAGUGGUGGUUCAUUUGAAUACCACAAUUUUGACAUCGUAUGCGCGAUGAAAUUUGACUGGAUGGUGUCAGAAGUGUGCAUAGGCUAG
Messenger RNA from Didymodactylos carnosus, 330 nucleotides. NCBI's taxonomy places the organism in Eukaryota, Metazoa, Rotifera, Eurotatoria, Philodinida, Philodinidae. The record is from the annotation of a GenBank genome assembly.